Messenger RNA from Daphnia pulex (common water flea), 4326 nucleotides. It is a transcript of the gene CPSF1, whose product is annotated as cleavage and polyadenylation specificity factor subunit 1-like. NCBI's taxonomy places the organism in Eukaryota, Metazoa, Arthropoda, Branchiopoda, Diplostraca, Daphniidae. Gene Ontology annotation, molecular function: nucleic acid binding; protein binding. Bases 131 to 4285 code for a protein of 1384 amino acids. The record is from RefSeq and is a predicted model, not a curated record. The transcript has 17 exons. Gene Ontology annotation, cellular component: mRNA cleavage and polyadenylation specificity factor complex; nucleus.
GAAAGCUUUACAGCGGACGAAAAUAACGCUGAAUGUCAAAAUUUUUAGAACUUUUAUUCUCAUUUAUUGUAAUGAAAACGUUUCAGUAUUUGAAAUAAAACUGAUUUUGUAAACAACAAAAGAGAUAACAAUGUUCUCGUUAUUCAAACAAUCAUAUCCUGCAACUAGCGUAGAGCAUGCGAUAUAUUGCCGUUUCUAUGGCGGAAAAGAAAAGAACUUGGUGGUUGCCGGUGCAAAUGUGUUACGAGUUUUCCGGCUUAUUCCAAAUACAGAUGAAAAAAUGUUACGGAAAGAAAGCGCUGAUGGCCAACCUCCCAAAAUGAAGUUAGAAUGCUUAGCAUCUUACAAUUUGUUUGGAAAAGUUAUGUCAAUUGCUGCAGUCAGUCUCCCAGGAUCGUCUCAAGAUACAAUACUAAUGAGCUUCGCUCACGCCAAGCUUAGUCUUAUUGAAUAUGACCCUGUGUCUGAUAACCUGAAAACAUUAUCACUUCACAACUUUGAAGAUGAAGGAAUAGGGAGUAACCACAAAAUACCAGAAAUUCGAGUGGAUCCUGAAGGAAGAUGUGCUGCUUUGUUAAUUUUUCGCAACACAUUAGCUAUUCUCCCUUUUCGCAAGGAUUCUGCUCAUGAUAGCAAUGUUACUCUUUCUUCGUAUAUUAUCAAGCUUACAGAUCUUGAAGAAAGAGUGGACAAUGUGAUUGAUGUGCAAUUCUUACAUGGCUACUAUGAGCCCACUUUAAUCAUCCUCUAUGAGCCAGUAGGAACAUUUCCAGGAAGAAUAGCAGUCCGCCAGGAUACUUGUAAUAUGGUAGCUGUGUCGUUAAACACUCAGCAGCGUGUCCAUCCGAUAAUCUGGUCAUUGAACAGUCUUCCAUUUGAUUGCUCUCAAUUACUACCGGUUCCCAAGCCAUUAGGUGGGGCUUUAAUUAUGGCGGUUAAUUCAGUCAUUUAUGUAAAUCAAAGCGUUCCCCCUUACGGAGUGUCUGUCAACAGCAUUGCGGACCACUGCACCAGCUUCCCUUUGAAACCGUACGAAGGCUCGAGGAUAGGUCUUGACUGUGCUCGAGCUGCCUUCUUGCAGUACGACCGAGUUGUCCUUUCACUGAAGGGUGGCGAACUAUACGUGUUAACGUUGUUUGCCGACAGUAUGCGGUCCGUACGCAAGUUUCAUCUUGAGAAAGCCGCCGCCAGUGUCUUGACUACCUGUCUAUGCAUCUGCGAUAACUACUUGUUUCUCGGCUCACGGCUUGGCAAUUCGUUGCUCUUGGCCUUUCAGACUAAAGACUACAACCAGUAUGCAACUCCUUUCGCUGCAAAGAAACCUAAGAUGGAGCAAUUCAGUUUGCUCUUUGAUCAGGAAUUGGAUCAUUUAGACGAGGAGGAGAUUGACAACUACCUCUAUGGAGAAGAUCAUGAGUCGACUGACAGUAAGGCCAUUAGUUAUCAAUUUGAGGUUUGUGACAGCCUCCUCAAUAUUGGACCUUGUGGACAGAUGGCAGUAGGUGAACCAGCGUCAACUUGUACUGAUUUUGAUAAAAAGAGUCCAGAUCCUGAUGUUGAAAUUGUUACUACUUCUGGUUAUGGAAAGAAUGGAGCUAUUUGUGUGCUACAGCGUACAAUGAAACCACAGGUUGUCACGACGUUUGAGCUCCCUGAAGUGAGUGACAUGUUCACUGUGUUUGCUUCGCGUAAUAAUGAAGACGCUAUUAUGCAUACAUAUUUGCUACUUUCACGAGCUGAUUCCACAAUGGUUUUACAAACCGGACAAGAAAUUAAUGAAAUGGAUCAAUCAGGGUUUAACGUGACUAGCCCUACUAUUUUGGCAGCAAAUCUAGGAAAUAAUAGAUUUAUUGUUCAAGUUUGCCCUACAAGCGUACGUUUACUUGAUGCCGCUGCAACCGUUCUUCAGGAAUUAGUAAUGGACUCCGACUUCCUUAUAACUUCGGCAUCGGCUUCGGAUCCCUAUGUUGCUGUUUUGACUGAGAAUGGUCGAAUCGGUCUUCUUACAUUUGUCGAAGGAUCUCAACUCGAAAUGAUUUUUCCUGUCCUCUCUAAGAAUUCUCCUGUCGUUUGCGUCUGUUUAUACCGUGACAUUAGUGGUUUGUUUAACACAACUAUCCCGGAAACGGAUUCGCCGGAAACCACGAAAUUGCAUACGGCCAACAAAUCUCUAAAUGCUAAAAAGGAAAUGGAUGACGAAGAAGAUUAUCUCUACGGUGAUACCAACACCGAAGAAAGUCGACCCACAGAAGACAAAACUCACACUAAAUUUACUCCUCAACAAAAAGUAAUCGACUACUUCCGAGAAAUAAAGCCAACCUUUUGGCUCUCCAUCAUUCGGCAAAAUGGAACAUUAGAAAUCUACUCACUAGCAGGCCAAUCAGUAGUGGAAACUUUUCAGACUGUUCACGUACACUUAGGACACCGACUUCUCUUUAAUAUGAAAGCAGAUGAGACAUCUCUUCCAUCGUCGACUCACUGCAAUAUCGUAGAAAUGGGAAUCUUCGGUCUUGGACACUUACAUCGCCGACCCCUUUUGAUGAUUAGAACUUCAGAUUUCGGUGUUUUGCUUUACGAAGCCAUACCUGCCUUACCGAUUUACGAUAGCAAACAGAAAAAUGAACUUAAAAUACGAUUCAGAAAGCUAAACCAUAGCCUUCUUCUGAGAGAAACCAAAACUUAUGUUCGAAAAGGUGGUCAGUCUGUGGUACUAGAACCUUAUGCGUGGAAAACAAAUCAGUUUAAAUAUUUUUCAAAUAUUGCUGGCUAUACCGGGGUGUUUAUUGGCGGCCCCUAUCCACACUGGUUGUUUAUGACUUCACGCGGCGAAUUGCGGUUACAUCCCAUGAGUAUUGAUGGUUCAAUAAAAUGCUUCGCAUGUUUUCACAACGUUAACUGCGCCCAAGGUUUUAUUUAUCUCAAUCGAAAAGAUGAAUUGCGGAUAUGUUUAUUACCAACCCUGUUCAACUACGAUGCCCCCUGGCCUGUUCGCAAAGUUCCACUACGUUGUACUCCGCACUACCUGAUAUACCACGUUGAAACGAAAACGUAUAUUUUGGCGACCAGUCUGGCUGAACCCACAAACAGAAUUUAUCGGUUUAAUGGAGACGACAAAGAACUGAGUUUAGAAGAACGAGACGACCGCUUUCCAUAUCCCCACGUGGAAAAGUUUGCCAUCCAACUGAUUUCACCCGUAACUUGGGAAGCAGUUCCUAAUACCCGGAUGGAUUUGGAUGAUUGGGAACACGUAACAUGUUUGAAAACCGUAAGCCUUGAGUACGAAGGCCACGCUUCGGGGUUAAAGGAUUACCUUGCAGUCAGCACAAAUUACAACUACGGCGAGGACAUCAUCAGUCGUGGUCGAAUCUUUAUUCUUGAUUUGAUCGAAGUCGUUCCAGAACCCGGUCAACCAUUGACUAAAAACAAAAUCAAAACGCUCUAUGCUAAGGAUCAGAAGGGACCUGUUGCCGCUAUUAGUAGUGUCUGCGGUUAUCUUGUGGCUGCGAUUGGUCAAAAGAUAUACUUAUGGCAACUCAAAAAUGAUGAUUUGGUCGGGAUUGCAUUUAUUGACACUGAAAUAUACAUCCACCAACUACUCAACAUUAAAAGUUUCAUCCUAGCAGCAGAUGUAUACAAGAGUGUUUCGAUUCUACGUUUCCAAGAAGAAUACCGAACGUUAUGUAUUGUGGCACGAGAUUACCAACCCCUCGAAGUCAUGGCCGUUGACUAUUAUAUCGACAACACACAGCUUGGUUUCUUAGUCAGCGAUGCAGAAAAGAACCUCAUUCUCUAUAUGUAUCAACCAGAGGCACGAGAGAGCCAAGGAGGGCACCGCCUUAUUCGCAAAGCCGAUUUCCAUGUUGGUCAAGUAGUUUCAACAAUGUUUCGAAUCAAAUGCAAAAUCGGUGACCCAACAACGGAAAAGCGCUUUCCUCCUCUCAUAGAAAAACGGCAAAUGAUAGGAUUUGGUACGCUUGAUGGCGGAUUGGGGUACGUGUUACCUAUUCCAGAGAAAACCUAUCGACGCUUGCAAAUGCUUCAUAAUGUUCUGCACACUACGAUGACUCAUGCUGGAGGACUCAACCCCAAGGCUUACCGAGCUUACCAGACCAAGAAUAAGAGCUUAGUUAACAAUACCAAAUCCAUUGUUGACGGAGAACUUGUUUUCAGCUUCCUUACGCUCCCACACGAAGAACAAUUAGAAGUGGCAAGAAAAAUUGGAACUAAAGUUGAAGAAUUGAUAGAUGAUUUCAUUGAAAUAGAUCGAUACACGGCUCAUUUUUGAACAGGCAUUGCAUUCAAAUACACAAAUCGGUUCUCAGAUAA